This is a messenger RNA of Striga asiatica, 1583 nucleotides long. The record is from the annotation of a GenBank genome assembly. Lineage: Eukaryota; Viridiplantae; Streptophyta; Magnoliopsida; Lamiales; Orobanchaceae.
CGAGCACCCGCUCUUCGCGCCAAAUUAAACCCUCCCACAAAAAUCUCCACCCGUACUCCAUCCAUUCAAGCCCCCCUCAAUAUCAACACACACUAUUCCACGCUCCCCUGCCGGCGUGCUGGAAGACGAAACUCCACGAGCAGCAGAAAAUGGAAACUCCACGACCUCCAUCGUUUUUCGAAGAUCUGAAGCUAAGAGAAGUCAAUGGAUUCAGAGUAAAAAAGCGUCCCUACCCUACCAACGAGAUGAGAGAUUUGGAUCCAGCAGGAGCUGUAGCAGUUGAGCACAGAGGCGAGCCUUCGCCUCCAAUGUCUUUAUCGUUCGGCAAGACUAGCAAGAACGGCCACAUUCUUGCUCUCACUGACGAGGGGGGUUAUGUAAAUUUGUUUGACACUAGGAAGAGGUUCGUGGAUUCAUCAUCUUACCAAGAAAAUGCAGAAAAAGCCAAAGUAUCCGAGUGGGUAGGUCAUAACAAUGCCAUAUUUGAUCUGUGUUGGAACAAGGAAAAAAGACAUGGCAUAUCCAGCUUGUCUCAAGAUUUGAAUGGUGUGUUUGUUACGGCCUCGUGUAUGGAUCACAGAAUAUACCUUUACAAUGUGCUUCAGCUUGAAAAGGGGCCAGCAAAAACUUUUUCUGGAGGCCGAACUGAGUCAUUUUUCGUGAAGUCAGCAAUAAGUCCUGAUGCUGCUCACAUACUCAGCGGGUCGAGUGAUGGAAAUGCCUACAUAUGGCAGGUGAACAAACCUCAGUGUGAUCCUAUCAUUUUGAAAAGCCAUGAUGGUGAAGUCACAGCUGUAGAUUGGUGCCCUUCAGAGACUGGGAAAGUGGCAACUUGCUCAGAUGAUUUCACUGUUCGAUUUUGGAACAUCAAAACCAGCUGUUAUUCAAGUACUCGGUCUCCAUCAUCAAUGAGAAAGAGAGUGAGGACAUUUCCCAAAAUAGAAAGGAAAAAACUGUUCUUAGAUGGAACCUCCUGCACAAAGACCGAUUUAGAAAGCACGUGCCUUAGUGAAACGUGCCAUGUGGACUCGCCACAGCCUAACAGAACCCCUGAAGUAAGUACCCCUGAGUCUAUGAAGAAAAAAUUCUCCCUAAGUUUUGAAGUCAAAGAAAACUUAUAUAAAACCCCAGAAGCUGAAUACAGCAGCCCGUCCUCAGUUCUAAAUCCUCCUUCGUCUUUGAAAAGAAAGACGAUCCGGGAUUACUUUCCGGUUUCUUGAAAAAUUAUUAUUUGUAAUGCUUUGAGUAAAUUAUUUCUUGUUGUAUAGUUUACAAAUAUAUUUAUGUGUAUGCAAUGUGUUUGCAAACGAAUUUUGUGAGAGCACACUUGUAGUGUUUCUCAGAGGGGAUCUGUAUUCUGUAAAGGAUGCAGCCAUUUUGUUUUUUUGAAUUUUAGCACCAAAAGUGAGUUCUAACUGCUAAGUUGUUCCAGGAAUAGUAUCUUUUGUCCUCAAAUUAUUCCACAACCUAAUUGUUUGUUUGUUAGGUGAGUUGAUUUGUUAUACUUUUUUAGUACAAGUGUAUUGAGGUAUAUAAGUAUAUAACAAUGUUCGCAUCUUUCAAAUUAGAAUAUUUUUAUGCCC